Arthroderma uncinatum is the source of this 699-nucleotide messenger RNA. RefSeq lists its product as uncharacterized. The record is from RefSeq and is a predicted model, not a curated record. The transcript has 2 exons. Gene Ontology annotation, biological process: cytoplasmic translation. Bases 1 to 699 code for a protein of 232 amino acids. Gene Ontology annotation, molecular function: protein binding. Lineage: Eukaryota; Fungi; Ascomycota; Eurotiomycetes; Onygenales; Arthrodermataceae.
AUGGGUCGCGAAGAACAGGCGGAAGAGAAGGAGACCUUACAAUCUAUAUUCCCCGACGAGUUGACAGAUGUCUCUGAGAACACAUACCGCAUCUCUAUACUUCUCGAUGUCACCUCUCACGAUGACGAGGAUUUCGAGCCUCCAACACUCAUCCUACAGGUGACUUAUCCAGAAGACUAUCCGGACGUAGCGCCUCGACUCGAACUAUCCGCCCCUCCCAAUGCGCCCAAACACCCCCACCUCGAUAUCCAAGAAGAUAGGGAACGGCUAUUAGAGUCCCUGGAGCCUACGAUUGAAGAGAACUUGGGGAUAGCCAUGGUGUUCUCGCUGGUGGACACUCUAAAAGAAGGAGCAGAACUCCUCAUAUCAGAACGCCAGGCGGCUGUUCAGGCCCUAAAGGACAUUGAAGCAGCAAAGGCAGACGAGGAGGAGAACCGGAAGUUCCAGGGUACGCGAGUGACGCGGGAGACAUUCCUUGAGUGGAGGGAGAAAUUCCGUGCCGAGAUGAAGGAGAUCGAGGACAGGCGGCAGGAAGAAAGGGAGGCCGAAGAGAAGAAAAAGAAGGGUUCGAGUAAAGAGCCGAAGAAGUUUACGGGGAGACAGCUGUGGGAGAAGGGAAUGGCCGGAAAGGGAGACUAUGAGGAUGAUAUGGAAGAUUCGAUACCCGAAAAGCUGGAGAAGGUCGAGUUGACAGCAUGA